This is a messenger RNA of Trematomus bernacchii (emerald rockcod), 2732 nucleotides long. RefSeq names its product family with sequence similarity 160 member B1 (gene fhip2a). Lineage: Eukaryota; Metazoa; Chordata; Actinopteri; Perciformes; Nototheniidae. The record is from RefSeq and is a predicted model, not a curated record. The coding region runs from base 253 to 2475 and encodes 740 amino acids. The transcript has 17 exons.
GUGCCACCGUGUCCAAAGUGAGAAGACCCAGACGAUACUUGAGUCUGUGGCUGUCUUGUUUACAGUGGUUGUGCCAGGCCUUUGAAGACCUGUGGCAGACAACGUGUUAAGGUUUUAUUGCUUACCUUUAUUAUUUCGUUACAAGGGUCAGUGUAUGAAUCCAAUCUGGAUCGAGGCGGCAACAACAGGAAGAAGAAGAUAGAGGAAUUCUCUAGAUCUUCUCGGGAGAAACUAGUCCAGUCAAAGAACAAAAUGUUUUCCAAAUUUACGUCCAUUCUUCAACAUGCUGUUGAAGCGCUUGCCCCGUCGCUGCCCUUGCAGGAGGACUUUGUCUAUCACUGGAAGGCAAUUACACAUUAUUACAUCGAGACAUCUGAUGACAAAGCUCCAGUCACAGACACCAAUAUCCCAUCCCACCUGGAACAGAUGCUGGACAUCCUGACCCAGGAGGAAAGGGAGAGGGAGUCUGGAGAGACGGGACCCUGCAUGGAGUAUCUCCUCCACCACAAGAUCCUCGAGACUCUCUACACCUUGGGAAAGGCAGAUUGUCCUCCGGGGAUGAAGCAGCAGGUGCUCACCUUCUACACAAAGCUGCUAGCACACAUUCGUCAACCUCUCCUGCCACACAUCAAUGUCCACAGACCUGUACAGAAACUGGUCCGUCUGUGUGGAGAUGUGCUGGCUGCUCCUACAGAAAACGAAGAGAUUCAGUUCCUCUGUAUAGUCUGUUCCAAACUGAAGCAGGACCCAUACCUUGUCAACUUCUUCCUCGAGAACAAAUCAAAGCGACCUGAGGCGAAGAGACCUGCAGAGACAGAGGCGGGGAAGGACAAUGUGUUGGAUCCAGACACCGGUCAGUCUGCAGCAAUGGGGAGGGCUGACCACCCAGAGGAAGCUGCAGCUGCUGCCUCCACCUCUAGUCACAACAAUAACGGCAACAAUUACAAUCUCGUCACAUCGCUGCUCAACCUCACAAAGAGCCCCGAUGGCAGGAUAGUGGUGAAGGCAUGUGAGGGUCUGAUGCUGCUGGUCAGUUUGCCAGAGCCUGCAGCUGCCAAGUGUUUAACAGAAAACACAGGGCUCUGUGAGCUGCUGACUGACAGGCUGGUGUCCUUCUAUAAAGCCCUGCCACAGUCCAUGGACCCCUUGGACAUCGAGACGGUGGAGUCUGUUAACUGGGGUCUGGACGUGUAUAACCUGAAGGAGGAUGCUGCUAUCUUCACAGGAAAGAGGCCUCUCAUCUCCUUCCUGUCGUGGCUAGAUUACUGUGACCAGCUCAUCAAGGAGGCUCAGAAGUCAGCAGCAGCAGUGAUGGCAAGAAAUGUGAGGGAAAGAUUCUUUGUGUCUGUGAUGGAGCCGCAGCUGAUGCAGACGUCGGAGGUGGGCAUCCUGACCUCCACGGCCCUGCUGAACAGGAUCAUCAGGCAGGUGACCUCAGAGGCUCUGCUGCAGGAGAUGAUCUACUUCCUGCUGGGAGAGGAGACGGAGCCAGAGACCGCUGCGACUGUGGCUCAGAAUCCACUGCGACACAGACUCAUCGAGCACUGCGACCAUCUCUCAGACGAGAUCAGCAUCAUGACGCUGCGGCUGUUUGAGCAGCUGAUCCAGAAGCCCAACCAGCACAUCCUGCACAGCUUGGUGCUGCGCGGCCUGGGGGAGAGGAACUACCUGGAGAACAAACCCCAGGAGGAGCGGGAGUCCCUGGAGAAUGGGCUGCCCCACGAUGCUGUAGACCUUGAGGAGGAUCCACUGUUCGGGGAUGACCUUUCUCCUGAUAGCAGGCUGUCCGGAUCUGAUUGGCUCAGCUCCUCUCCACCACAGAGUCCCGACAACUCAAAGUCUGACGGCAAGACGGAGGUCCACAAGAUCGUCAACAGUUUCCUGUGUUUGGUGCCUGAUGAGGCCAAGUCGUCGUAUCAAGUCGAAGGCACAGGCUAUGACACCUACCUCAGAGACGCUCACAGACAGUUCAGGGACUAUUGUGGGGUCUGCCAGCGGUGGGACUGGAGGGGGAAUCCAAAACCUUUAGAGAAGUGUAACCUGGACAGCCCAUUCUUCGAGGGCCACUUCCUCAAGGUUCUCUUCGACAGGAUGGGCCGCAUCCUCGAUCAGCCCUACGAUGUGAACCUGCAGGUGACCGCUGUGCUCUCCAAGCUCUCCAUGUUCCCGCACCCCCACCUGCACGAGUACUUGCUGGACCCUUACAUCAACCUGGCCCCCGGCUGCAGGUCCCUGUUCUCCGUCAUCGUCAGGGUGGUGGGAGAUCUCAUGUUGAGGAUCCAGCGAAUCCCAGACUUCACCCCCAAACUGCUGCUCGUCAGGAAGAGAUUAUUAGGUCUGGAGCCGGAGGGCAUCAAUGUGGACCACAUGACUCUGCUGGAGGGCGUGAUCGUGCUGGAGGAGUUCUGCAAGGAGCUGGCGGCCAUUGCCUUCGUCAAAUACCACGCAGCAGCUUCCUCCUCCUCCUCACCGUGAGCCCUCCCACCUGUCAAUCAGCCAUCGGGGGGGGGGGCAGGUCAGAGGUGAACUGGGCCUGUGGGGUGUGGCGGUCCCACUGUAACAGGGUCAGCAGAACUUUACCACUAACUGCUGUCGCUGUAAGACUGUUAAAGCCCCCCCCCCCUCCUCUUCAACAGUCUUUGGUCCUGUUUUUGUUUUUGAGACGGUCAGAGCACAGACACUACACCACCACCCCCCACCCCACCCCCCAGCGGAGAGGAGGAGGAGGUGCA